Molecule: messenger RNA, 3752 nt
Organism: Oxyura jamaicensis (ruddy duck)
Lineage: Eukaryota; Metazoa; Chordata; Aves; Anseriformes; Anatidae
Gene: PGM2L1
Product: phosphoglucomutase 2 like 1
Exons: 14
Coding region: 136-1992 (618 amino acids)
Biological process (GO): carbohydrate metabolic process
Molecular function (GO): glucose-1,6-bisphosphate synthase activity; intramolecular phosphotransferase activity
Source: RefSeq, a predicted model, not a curated record
GGUAGGGGCGGCGCUGAGGGGGGCGGGCGGUGGCGGCGGGCGGUGGCUGUGGCCCCUCGGCUCCCUGCGGUUCCCUCUCGGCGAUGCCCGGUGCCGCGGAGUGAAGCCGCCGCUGCCUCUUUCCCCUUCCCCGAGAUGGGCGACGUGAACUCCAACGUGCCGCUGACGGCCGCCCGCAGCACCGGCGACGCGCAGCUGGACCGGGCGGUGUGGCAGUGGCUGAGCUGGGACAAGAACCAAAAAACAAAAGAACAGAUCGAGAACUUGUUACAGGAUGGGAAGCAUAAGGAGCUACGGGAUCGUCUCUGCUGCAGGCUGACCUUUGGGACUGCCGGGCUCCGCUCUGCCAUGGGAGCGGGCUUCUGCUACAUCAAUGACCUUACGGUGAUCCAGUCAACGCAGGGGAUCUACAAGUAUCUGGAGAGGAGUUUCUCAGACUUUAAGCAGAGAGGCUUUGUUGUUGGAUAUGACACACGAGGUCAGGUGACCAGCAACUGCAGCAGUAAGAAACUUGCAAAGCUCACUGCAGCUGUCCUACUGGCUAAAGAUGUACCUGUAUACUUCUUUUCAACAUACGUCCCUACGCCUUUUGUGCCCUAUGCUGUUCAGCAGCUGAAAGCUGUUGCUGGCGUGAUGAUCACAGCAUCCCACAACCGUAAGGAGGACAAUGGAUAUAAGGUUUAUUGGGAAAAUGGAGCACAGAUCACAUCUCCUCACGAUAAGGAAAUUAUAAAAUGUAUAGAAGAGUGCGUUGAACCAUGGAACGGCUCCUGGAAUGACAAUCUCGUGGAUACCAGUCCUCUUAGACAGGAUCCUCUGAAGAAAAUUUGUGACUGUUACAUGGAAGAUCUGAAAAAGAUCUGUUAUCAUAGGGAACUAAACAUGCAAACAAAUUUGAAGUUUGUUCAUACCUCGUUUCAUGGAGUUGGACAUGACUACGUGCAGUUGGCUUUCAAGGCCUUUGGCUUUCAACCCCCCAUUCCAGUACCUGAACAAAAAGAUCCAGAUCCAGACUUCUCUACUGUCAAAUGCCCAAAUCCCGAAGAAGGAGAAUCUGUGCUGGAGUUGUCACUGAGGCUUGCAGAGAAAGAAAGCGCUAAAGUAGUCGUGGCCACCGAUCCAGAUGCAGAUAGACUGGCAGUGGCAGAACAGCAGGACAAUGGCUGCUGGAAAGUGUUCACUGGCAACGAGCUAGCAGCUUUGUUUGGGUGGUGGAUGUUUUCAUGCUGGAAGGAAAACUGCUCCAAAGAUGCUGAUGUGAAGAAUGUUUACAUGUUAGCGACCACAGUUUCCUCAAAAAUUUUGAGGGCAAUUGCACUUAAAGAAGGAUUUCACUUUGAAGAAACACUCCCUGGUUUUAAGUGGAUUGGAAGUAGAGUGAAAGAUCUCCUAGAUAACGGAAAAGAAGUUCUCUUUGCCUUUGAAGAGUCUAUCGGCUUCAUGUGUGGCACGUCGGUGUUGGAUAAAGACGGUGUAAGUGCAGCUGUGGUCGUAGCUGAAAUGGCAACCUACCUGGAAAGCAAGAACCUGUCGCUGGCACAGAAACUCAUUGAGGUAUAUGAAACGUAUGGAUAUCACAUAUCAAAGACUUCCUAUUUCUUGUGCUAUGAUCCUCCUACUAUCAAAAGGAUAUUUGAGAAGCUUCGGAACUUUGAUGCCCCUCAGUCUUACCCAAAGUUUUGUGGUAUUUACAAUAUCCUACACGUACGAGAUAUUACCACUGGCUAUGAUAGCAGCCAGCCGAAUAAGAAAUCGGUGCUGCCGGUGAGUAAAAGCAGUCAGAUGAUCACUUUCACAUUUCAAAAUGGUUGUGUUGCCACCCUUCGGACAAGUGGAACAGAACCAAAGAUCAAGUACUACGCGGAGAUGUGUGCGCAGCCUGAACAGAGUGACAGAACCGUGCUGGAAGAAGAACUUCAGAAGCUUGUCGGAGCUUUGAUUGAGAGUUUUCUUGAACCUGAUAAGAACGGACUGAUCUGGCGCUCCGCUUAGGUCUCCUGGAUAAAGAAGGGACUGCUUGCACUGCGUUACUUCAAACAAAGGAACCAAGAACAGGACUUGACUGAAUACGUGUGUGUGUGUGUGUGUGUGUGUGUGUUUAAACAAGCAGCUACAUUUUUAUUCUAUAACGAAGAAGCAUCCUUUUGUCAGAACUCUGGGCUAGCAAACUAGGAUAAACGGAGAAAGUGGAAGAGGGGUGGAAUUGAUUACCUGGACUUUCCUCUUCUUUUGACCAAAAGACUAAUUGACCCGCACCAAUGCGAAUGAACUGCCACAGCAGCUUUAAAAGAGUUGUCUGGGUCUCGUCUUAAACUAAUUUCAGGUAUCCAGCACCUCUUCUGUGGCUUUAGAAUGGAAUAAUCGUAGUGUUUGAAGGAAGCCAUCACCCCAAGCUGACAAAAAAGCCUGCUUCUUCCUAGCUGUUCUGCGUGACUGCUGGUGGUGUUCUUACAGGUCUUAAUUUCCAACCGUGUUGAAGUAGAAUUCAGUGCUUGGCAUAUCUGCUGUAGACCAGUUGUUCCCAUACAACGUUUUUCAGCUCCUUAAGUAUCCUUCUGUUGUUAAAGGUGCUCUUGCUGUGGUGUUUCUUUCCUGUGCGUAUCUUAAAAUAUUUUCUGGAGAGUGAAAUGAUAGUGGCAACACAUGCAGUUCCACUUGCAGGCUGUUCUUUGAGUCCCGUGGUGCCUUUCCAAGGCUUCCAAAGGAGUAGAAACCUGUUCAUUUCUUGGUUCAGUUGCCUGUUCUAACCAUUACAGGCUUUAUAGCUGGUUUUUUGGUCCCGUAUCUCUGAAGGGACUUUACUUUUUUUUUUUUUUUUUUAAUAAAGGUUUCAGAAAUUCAGUAACUUUGUAUGAAAAUUCCAGCUAGUGACUUUUUUGGGACUUCUUUGGUUUUGAUGGCUUGAAGUCAGAAUGUCCCUGUGUUUAAAGAAACAAAAGCAGGGGGGAGAAUUGAGGUCAGACUUUUUACUAAAUCUUAGUGUCACGUCUUAUAAACUACCUUCUGUGUUCGUUUAAGGCACAAUUUUUACUUCUCACUAUUUUCUGUCUUUGGGCAGAAAGUGAUCCUCUUAAUCACUUUUUUCUAAAAAAAAGAUAAAACAGUAAUACUGAUACAGAAGCGUGUAGAUGUGUACCAAUUCCAAAUAUGAAAGCCAUGUUUUGGCACAGGAAAGCUCUUAAAGAUGCUUUAACUGAAACAACACUGAGGAAAAACUGGAUAUUGAUUAACUGAGAACAAUAUUCAUUAGCGUUUUCUACUAAAUUGCCAACAGCCUUCAAAAUCAAGUCAGUGAUCUUGUGGACAUCUGUCCGCUCUCUUUACAGUAAUUAAAGAGAAGAAAUAGGUUAAAAACUGAACUGCAGGUUGCAUGAGAAGAACCUAAGGUGCACUGAAGUUAAAGCCAUCGCUUUCCCCCUGUUAAAUACCUAAACUCGUCCUCCACCUUCUUGUCCCUUGCAGCUUGAUGCCGCAGGACCAUGCGGAGUGGUUUUGUAUGUGUUGCACCUAGACGGCUUUUAAAGAGCACCGAGGUUCCUCUGUCUGUGCGGGUAUCGGGUAUUUCAUGCUGGUAGAAGCUUUGCACUAUAACCGUGGAUAAGUAUUUUUGCCGUAUGUGAACGUACAUGUACCGCAGAAAGUCUGUGUUGCACAAACUCGUACUUACCACCGAUAUUUAUUUAUUUUUUAUUUUAAGAGAAAACGUUUCCAGAAUGUUCUGCAACUGAGUGAAAUGUUUCUGAUGCCAAAAA